Molecule: messenger RNA, 2610 nt
Organism: Mucor mucedo
Lineage: Eukaryota; Fungi; Mucoromycota; Mucoromycetes; Mucorales; Mucoraceae
Exons: 2
Coding region: 47-2431 (794 amino acids)
Biological process (GO): regulation of DNA-templated transcription
Cellular component (GO): nucleus
Molecular function (GO): zinc ion binding; DNA-binding transcription factor activity, RNA polymerase II-specific
Source: RefSeq, a predicted model, not a curated record
CUUGAUUUUGUACCCCUUUUUUCUUGAUUCUGCUUUUUUUUUUCAGAUGUCUGAUCCAACAAUUUCAGACAAACAAGCGAAUCUGGGAGCUGCUUGCUUUCGUUGUCGAGGAUUCAGACAUGCUUGCGACAGAAGAAAGCCGUCGUGCUCACGUUGUCAUCGUAGAGGGAUUGACUGUGUCUACCCGGAAGCAGCACCUACACUAAAAAAAUUGCAGCAGGCUACAGAGACAUUAGACGUUAGAAUCAAGGAAUUUGGUGACCGUUUAAAGACUGGAGAGGUGGCACCUUACGAAUCGAAAAAUGAAGUUAGCUCACCCUUUGCUGAAAGUGUGAUCUCCACUUACUCCGAGGAUACUUAUACUGACGAUAUGAUGAUGGACGAAGAACCAACAGGAAGAGUGAGAAGAAGGAAAGUUGCUUCAACAAAUAGCUUCUCGGUUUAUCCCUGUACCAAAUGUUUUAAGGAUUUACAACAAUGUGAUUUGACACUACCGCGGUGUAGUCGCUGCGAGGAAAAUAAUUUUGAAUGCGAGUUUAAAAAAACAGAGCCUAAAGCAAAUCACGUCUCUCAAGUUUUGACAACAAUGAAUACAGUAAUGGAUCAGUGGCAAGAUUCGAUUGAUCGAAUGUCUAAGGAAUCUUCUCAGCGGACAAGGGAAUUAUCUGCUAAAGCAAACUACUCACUCAAAGUUAAGCCGUAUCAGACGAAGUGGAACUUGACAACUGGAAAGAAAAAGUUAUCUUUGGAAACCAAUGUUAAUUCGUGUAGUGAUUUUUCAAAACUUAUGGACCAGCUCAAACAGACAAUAAACCCCCAAAACAAUGAUCAGCAUAGUGCAUCUACAGACUUAGCCAAUGUGCCUAUUAUGGAAUUUGAUAGCACUAGCUUACUCCAUUCAACGUCUGGAUUUGAUAUUUGGGAUGCAUGGUCAAGUUCAGUUCGUGCUAUGCCUCAAGAUUAUCCUAUUGAUAUUUCACAAGAAUUGACAGAUAAUUUAAUUGAGCUAUAUUGUCGUACACCAUGUUGUUCAUCCACCAGAAUACCUAUUAUCGACACAUCAGAUUUUUUGCUCCGUUACCGUAGUCCGGAUCCAAAAAAGCGCCCUGAAAAAGUCUUAAUCUAUGCGGUCUGUGCGAUGGCGGCAAGAAACGCAUUCCAAAUGCAUGUUUGGAGUAAGCGUCCAUCAUCUCAGGCACCUCAAUAUAACAUGGGAAAGGCCUUGUCGGUUGCUUAUUCUCUCCGAGGUCGUGAAGAGCUAUCAGAUUGUUUUGAUGAACCAACAUUUGAGCGUUGCCAAGGUGCGUUUUUAUUGUCUUACUGUAAUUAUCAAAACGGAUACACUAGUGUCAUUUAUUACUAUGAAUGGUUCGCUUAUACAAUGGCGGUGCAAAUUGGUCUUUACGAUGCUAAACGAGAAUUAACCCAAUACGAAUCGAUGCUCGUUUGGUGUAUAUAUUACUUUAAUACGUGGUAUAAAGCAAUACAAGGUAGUACCGGUGGAGAUCAAAAAGGGUUAAGUCAGUGCAAACCGAAUUGUGCUAUUCCAAAUUUGAUACGUCGUCCUGAUCCAACUUUAAGUUCUGAACUCGGUGAGGAACAUAAAGAACAAGUUAUACAUUACUAUGUUUGGAAUUCUUGGGUUUAUCUUAUAAACUUACAAGUUCUUCGUGAUCAAUCUUUGGCUAGACUCAUUUCUUAUCAAUUCAACGGACGCCCAGAUACCAGUUUACCUCAGGAUUUAUUAGUCAUGCAGGAAACUUUAAAGGAGUUUCAUCAAAGUCUCCCUAUUGAAUGGCAAUCACCGCAUUUAGAAAAUACGAAUAACAAACAGUCGUGCUGUGAUCCACCAACAUUAUCGCAAUCAACAACUGGACAUUUGAGUGAAGACUUCCAAAUCGAUGUUGAAUCAUUCGCAAGUUAUUCCAUCAAUAUCGUUCACGCAUACUACAGCAUAAAUCAAAUUAUUUUAUAUCAAGCAUUUGUUCCAAUGGAUCGUAUACCAGGUACAGCAAUCUCAAUUCGUUGCCUAGACACUAGUCUAAAUGCGGCAAAGAGUAUUAGUCAAAUAUUCGAGCGCAUGGUUCAACAAAAACAAGAGUGUCAUGUUCCACUGAUGGGAUUUUUGUUUGCGAACAUCAUUUAUCGUAAACUACUGAGCUACCCAAAUGACCGUUACUAUGAGCUUGGGAAAUUCGGAUUAUUACAGUCAUUAGAAAUCUCAAAAUCUUCAGUCAAUUACACAUACGAUUGUGAGAUGGCUCGUACUUUAGUCGACGUUAUGGAACAAGAUAUACAAUUCUCUAUAUUACAAAGAUCACCGAAUAACUCAUUUAUGUCUAUGGACUGCUCGGGCGAUAGUUGUACUUCUCCGCCCAUCUCUUCCCCUCCUAAUUAUACGCCACUCGGUCAAACAAUGAAAGAAUGGUAAAUCACCUUUUAGAAACACAUUGUAAUUAUAUAACCUUUACCCUUCAUCCACCCUUACUUACUAAUUGAUUCAUUACCGCAUAAUAUCACACAUUUACAUACUCCCUUUUAAUGUAAUUCUAUUAUUUGCCUUAUAUACAUUUAAUACACCUAAUUCAUCUUAAUACCAUUAAAAUUCAC